GGAUGAGUAUGAUAGACUUGGUAUGUUAAAUUUCUGUACAAUGCAUAUGAACUACUGUUGACUGUGACUGGUCCAUACAUGUGAAUGGAAUGAACAAGAUUUUUAGUCAAUCCCUCUGAAAUCUGAGGUUGGGUGAGCAGUUAACUGUUUUACUGGUAGGAAACACAGAAACCAACACAGUAGAGCGGAUCGACUACUACUAAAUUCAAAACAUCUUAAAUAUUCUUUUUUCUGAAUACUAAGUAGGGACAAGAUAACAGAAGGGCUUGGGGGGCCUUUGAUGUACAGAAACCAUUCAAAGUGCUUGCUUAUAUUGGGGAAAAAAGCUUUUUGAAAAUAUUUUAGUUGAUAAGGUAAUGGGGUUUUAGAGAAGGAAUAAUCAGGCAACUAAGUCUACAAGUUUCUUCCUCACUGCUCAGAAUGCAAGUGUCAGUAUUAAUAUCAAAAUUAAGCAUUUUAUAGAGUUGCUGAAAUUCAAUCAACCAAAUAAGCAGAAAUCAGCUGUUAGAUAAAAAGUUUUGGGGCUUUCAAUUAGCUUAUAUCUGUGCUAGUUCUCAUAUGUUUCACAGGCUUUAGUAGGUUCUGCCUAUGUCAUAAUCGUUCAUUAUGCGCUUGCUGAUGCCUGGAACUUGACCUACUAUAAACUGCGAGCUUUUGAGUAACGAAGGCUGGCCACCUAGCACUCAUGACUUCCAACAGCAGUGCUGAAGAGUGCAUUUGAGAAACUAUCACAUUAAGAUGAGUCAGAUACCAGCAAAGGAAAUAAAUGGAACAACUGCCGGAAGCCAAGAUUUGGUUCCUUGUAGAAUCUGUGGAAGACAUUUUGCACAAGAUGUUCUGCUGAGACAUGAGCCAAUAUGCAAGAAAGUCUUCAACAAGAAGCGCAAGCCCUUCAAUUCUUUUAAACAGAGACUGCAGGGAACAGAAAUCGGUACUGUGAAGAAGCAGCCCCCACAAAAGAAUCAGCAGGUGAAGAAAUCUAACUGGAGACAGCAGCAUGAGGAUUUUAUUAACGCUAUUCAAUCAGCCAAAGAAGUCACAAAAGCUAUGCAAGAAGGCCGUCCUCUUCCGCCUCCUCCCCCACCAAGUAUCAAUCCAGACUACAUUCAGUGUCCAUACUGCUCAAGAAGAUUUAAUGAGGCUGCAGCACAAAGGCACAUCAAGUUUUGUGAAGAACAAGCUGCUCGCCAUGCCUUUGCUGCAAAGACCACCAGACAGGCUGUGGGCAAGCAACCAGUGACUCAGAGAAAAAAACCAACCUUAACAACUGCGGCAUUAUCACUUCAGAAGAGAGUACAAGAAGCUGCCAAUACAGAUAAACCUAGUCCAGAGACCCCUCAUGGAACACUACAAAAAAACAGAAAACCUUUGGGUGUAUCUCCUGGAAAAGAAUCUUCAGGAGAGUUCAGACUGCAAAUGCACAACAGAAGAUAGAGUGGCUGCUUGCUGAGGAUGUGUUAAGGCUUUCUACUGAAGCAUUACAGACCUUAACAACGCAAUCCUCCAGCUCCUCUUCCACUUUGAGUGCUAAAGCUCAAUACACUGCAAGGCGGCUGUAACAACAAAAUGGUUGCCACCUUCAAUUAAAAAGAAAGCAAACUGAAGUUCACUGUCCUCCUUUGUU
Cygnus olor (mute swan) is the source of this 1624-nucleotide messenger RNA. It is a transcript of the gene ZC2HC1B, whose product is annotated as zinc finger C2HC-type containing 1B. The transcript has 8 exons. The coding region runs from base 739 to 1434 and encodes 231 amino acids. The record is from RefSeq and is a predicted model, not a curated record. NCBI's taxonomy places the organism in Eukaryota, Metazoa, Chordata, Aves, Anseriformes, Anatidae.